UCUCUUCCGGCUGCGAAGAUGGCGACGACGACGGCCGAGAUCGACGUGUUUGCGGCCAUCGGUCGCGGCGAUAUCGCCAGCGUCGCUCAGUUCUUGGCGUCGACGGGCAACGUCAACGUGGUCGAUGCAGCCAAGACGACGAGCGAGUACACGUGGACGCUCGUGCAUGCGACGCUCCACGCAGUCGUUACUGGCCGUCGCGUGCUCGAGGCGGGCGACCAAGCCGCGAUGGCCCUCAAGGUGCAAGCGCUGCAUGACCAGCAGCUCGCCAUCUUGCAGCUCAUUUUGCGCUGCGGUUUUAAGGCCGCCGAAGCGUGCGGCCAGGACCUUGUGACGCUGCCGACCCUUGCGAUUCGAUGGGUGGAGCCACCAUACACGGUCGCGUUCCUAGAGGAGCUCUUCAGCCCCGACAACGAUGAGAGCGGUAUCACGCCCCACAUGUGCGACCUUGUGCCAGGCCAGCCGUGUGUCUUUGAGGCCGUCCAGCGCAACAACUUUGCGGCGCUGAAGCUUAUUUUUCAACCGUGGCGUCGACGUGACGACGACGAACGUGGCGAGUCUCUGCUCUACACGGCUGCCAAGUUGGGCAAUCUGGAUGCCUUUGAUUUUCUCCUGCGCCAGGGCAGCGACGUCGACCGACCCAUUGCACAGAGCCAAGGGACGCCGUUGCACGUGGCUGCGCGACAGGGGCACCUCGCCAUUGUCGAGCUCUUGCUUGACUGUGGCGCCGACACUUCAUUGCGCGACAAGAAUGGCAACACGCCGCUCAUGAUUGCGCUCCGCCGUGACAGCGACGAAGUCAUCGCCGCACUCAUGAGCCGCGACGCUUUGUUCGCGCAGCACGACGACGCCACGAAUAGAGACGCGCCGGGCAGCGUGUUGCACCCGGGCACGUCCAAGGGCCGCGACGUGGUCGUGAACGAGUUCAACAAAGCUCACGACCCGUCGAAAUGGGCCGAGAUCGAGGUCCUCUCGAGUCAACCCAAGAAGCUCCAUCCCGUCGACUCUGACCCGGAAGAGCAACGUAUCUCGUUGGCACUCGAGCCCACGGCAGAGAAUCGGCUUCGGAGCAUCGACAAAGGUGACCUUCCGCUGGAUGCUUGCGAGAGUAUCCACAUGGAUGCUUCGCGCAGUGGCCACAUCGAUGUUGUCGACGGUCUGCUUGCCGCUUGGAAGAAAGGCCAGACAGAACUGGCCGCCGCAGUUGACAACUGGCGCCGUGUCUCGGCCCAAACCCUGCACAAGUGCAUGUACCCGCGCCCGGUGCUGGCGUCACUAGGCGCCAUUGUCCUCGGCGAGCGUCUUUCCCGGCAAGACCUAGUCGACCACUAUCAGGCUUCAUUUUUUGGCCGCAAGGCAUUCGUCUUGAAGGGGCCACGGCUGCCGCUGCGCUCCGUCACUAGCCAAAUGCGCGACGAAGUGGAAGCGAUGCAAUGCUGUGCGUCCCCAUAUCUGCAGCCACUGAUCGCGGUGAUCGACAAUGGCUCGUCUGAACCACUCGCCACGCUACCGAGCGGCGAUGCUCUAUACAGUCCGACGUUGCUCUUUGAGUACAUGGACGGCGACUCUCUAGAGACGUACCUGCGCAAGAAGCGCUUGGGUCUCGACGUCCCACGCAGCUACACGCCCCUUGAUGUUGCGUGGGUCGUCGCCAACGCGUUGCGCGAUCUACACAGCCGCGGGUAUUUCCAUCGAAACAUCAAGUCCUCCAACAUUUUUCUGUCGUCGACGCACUACAUUCGACUCGGCGACCUCGGCUCGGCGCGAACGAUGAGCGACUCGGUGCCUCCGGACGUUGGCGCCAACUUUUGGACGGCCCCUGAACUUUUACGCGCUGGCGCUGAGAAUCCCUAUACCACAGCCUCGGACAUUUACGCGUUUGGUGUCGUCCUCGCAGAGCUCGACACGGGCGACGCGCCGUAUGCCGAUGUUGCCGACCAGAGUCGAAUUCUCCAACAAGUGCGCGACGGCAAGCUGCGCCCGAAGAUGAGCGCGAACUGCGAGCCAUGGUUUCGAAGACUGGCAAUCGCCUGCAUGGAGUUCUAUCCAUCCAUGCGUCCGUCGACCGCCGGAAUCGUUGCGAUACUGCUCGCACACCGUGGUGACGACGCCAAGGUCGCGUCAACGAAAGCGCGUUUGUCGGCGACGAUCAAAACACCGUUGGCGACCGAGGCCAUGUAGCAUGCGGUGUCGCUCGCGAGCUCGGACCCAGCUUCCAGUUCUGAUUUCCCAAAUACUUGAACCUUUGAAUGCGUAUGAUGCACCGU
Saprolegnia parasitica CBS 223.65 is the source of this 2267-nucleotide messenger RNA. RefSeq names its product TKL/RAF protein kinase. Lineage: Eukaryota; Oomycota; Saprolegniomycetes; Saprolegniales; Saprolegniaceae. Bases 19 to 2181 code for a protein of 720 amino acids. The record is from RefSeq and is a predicted model, not a curated record. Gene Ontology annotation, biological process: protein phosphorylation. Gene Ontology annotation, molecular function: protein binding; protein kinase activity; ATP binding. The transcript is spliced from 15 exons.